Molecule: messenger RNA, 600 nt
Organism: Nicotiana tabacum (common tobacco)
Lineage: Eukaryota; Viridiplantae; Streptophyta; Magnoliopsida; Solanales; Solanaceae
Source: RefSeq, a predicted model, not a curated record
AUGGGACAGGUAGCUACAAAUCAAAACACAAGACUUGCAGGUGCUCUUCCAAGUGAUACAGUGAAAAAUCCGCAAGUCAGUGCAAUUACACUUAGAACUGGAAGGGAAUUAGAAGAAGUUCCAAAGAAGAGAAAAUACAAGCUUAUACCUGAGGGUGAAUUGAUUCCCAAAGCAACACAGGAAGCAAAGAAAGAUGAUACAAUUUCAGCGCCCGUGAAUGUUCCAAGGCCACCACCACUUUUUCCACAAAGACUGCAGAAAAAGAAUGAUGAUCGCAUGUUCAAGAAAUUUCUGUCUAUGUUGAGUCAGAUUAAAUUGAAUAUUCCAUUGGUAGAUGUGAUUCAUGAAAUUACAAAGUAUGCCAAGUACAUAAAAGAUAUUGUGGCUAACAAGAGGAGAUUGACUGAAUUUGAAAAAGUUUCACUUAUUGAGGAGUGUACUUCAAGGGUCCAAAAUAAGCUUCCUCAAAAGCUUAAGGAUCGUGGAAGCUUUACUAUCCCUAUGAGAAUAGGUAAUGUUGAUGUAGGCCAGGCACUUCGUGAUUUGGGAGCAAGCAUAAACUUUAUGCCAUUGUCUUUGUACAAAAAAUUGGGUUUGUGA